CACGAACACGCGCUUCAAGCAUUCGCGCGCGCAAAAGCUCGAUUGCGUGCUCAAAAGCCUCAGUGGAAGGCGGCUACAGACAUUCGACAAAUGAAGUUCCUUGAUUUGUUGAUGUUAAUUGACAUUGACUUAUACAAAACAAAAAUAAAAUUAAAAUUUAAAUAACUAGUUAUUUGUAUUUGGGGAGUUUGGGGAAAUCGGCCCCAUAUCCAGUAGUAGUUAGUCUAGUCCUAAGCUACCUGAAAUUACUCGGCAAUCAAAAUAUGUCUCGCGUAGCAUUGGCAUCAGAAUCAGAAAAGACUAGAAGCCAAACCAAAAUGAAUUCAUCGAAUCUCUAUGCAACCACAACGCAAAUAAUCCUAAAAUCAGACCCAAGAGAUCCAGAAUCUUGGAAAGAUUUGUAUAGACUUAUACCCUAUCUCAGAAAUUCUUUGUGUUGUGUGGUAUGUACAGUAUUACUUGUAGACCCCCUUACCCCCAAAAAUGCCCAAUGUGCUCAUCAUUUAUGUAGCAGUUGUAGAGGAGGCCGAAAGAGAAUAAAACCGCGCUGUGAGAACUGUAAAGAUGGUUGUGAAUACAAAGAAAACAAAAGUUUGCGAAUCCUCCUACAACUAUAUAAAAAGAUGUGUUUACAUCUUAUUAAUGCCAAAAUUUUCAAAUGUAUGGAAAAACAAGCACGUGAACCAGGUACAGGUUUUGAAAGUGGGGCGAGUAAUUUGAUACAGCUUAUACAAGAAGGAGCAAUACUUAAAAAUACUUAUGAAAGCGAAGGUGGUAUACCAAAGUCUAAAUAUUCUAUUUUACCAUGUAUUUAUACAAACUCUACCCAGAAUAAUAGUACUAAAUUAGAUUUACAUUCUGUGGUGAAACCCGAGAUAAAACCUGAGUCUGGAAAUAUAAAUAUUAGUUACAAGAGUAUUCCAACUCCUCUGGCUGUUCUCGAGGCUGUUCCUGUUCCAUUUUCUGAAAGCACAUCAGCAGCAAACAAUGUUGUGAAAGCAAAGGAGGCAACAGGAAAGGCUCCUAUCAAAAAACAAUAUGUAAUAUUGAAAAAAGGAUGUCGCUGUGGUAAUGCUACUUCAACUCCUGGACCAUUGACCUGUUGUGGACAGAGGUGUCCAUGUUAUGCUGGAUCUAAAUCCUGUAUAGAUUGUAAAUGUAAAGGUUGCCGAAAUCCUCGUAAACCAGAUGGCAAUAAGGUGAUGCCCUUCAAUCCUGAGUUAAAACUAGCCAGGUGUCCCAGGCCACUACUACCAACUCCAGACAUUCCAUUGCCUCCACCACAAAUAUUUCAACAAACACCUUCUGCAUCAUUACUUUCUGGUGCAAAAGAAAGUACAAUACCAGUGAUGAGUUUUGAUCCUAAUUUAAUUUCUACUGAGCCUUUCAAUUCACUAUUUAAAGGUUAUAAAUGUGAUGAGGAAAACACCCAGCUAGAGACUCAUUUAUUGCCUACUGAGAAUUUCAAUUCACAAUUGGAAGAAUUUAAACGUCAGGAUGAAGACUUAGAAAGUAUAACUGCAUGUAAUAAUGCUACAUUUAAAAAACCAUGUGUAAAAUUGAAAAAAGGAUGUCGCUGUGGUAAUUUUACUCCAACUCCUGGAAAAUUAACUUGUUGCGGACAGAAGUGUCCAUGUUAUGUUGAAUCCAAAUCCUGUAAAGACUGUCAAUGUAAAGGUUGCCGAAAUACCUAUAAAACAGAUGGCAAUAAGGUGAUGUCCUUCAUUCCUACCUUUACAGUCUGGCGUCCCUGGCCACUACCAACUCAGGAAAUUCCAUUGCCUCCACCAGAAAAAUCUCAACAAACACCUGCUGCAUCAUUAAUUACUGAUGCAAAAGAAAGUACAAUAGAAGUGAUGGAUUUUGUUGGUAAUAUAAUUCCUACCGAGCCUUUUAAUUCACAAUUUGUAGAUUUCAAUUGUGAUGAAGAAAACAUUAAGCUGGACAGUCAUUCACUUCCUAAUGAGAAUUUAACUUCAGAAUUAAAAGAUUUUGAAUUUCAAGAAGAAGACGUAGGUACACCUGUAUUUAAAAAUGUAAGUAACUUGGUCUUUGAUAUUGAUUUUUGGAAUGAUAAUACAUAAUAAAUUGAUUUAAACAGGUAAAAAUUUUUCCCUCAGAAUCUUGACCCAUCUAGGUACUCAACCCACCCAUUUUCAUUUUUUUAUCUUUCUUUUGUUAAUGAAGUAUCAGAUUCGGGAUACACAUACCUAUUUACUGUUUAUACCAUUUACAUCUCCUAUUAUAUUUACCGUUUAUUUGGCCCUAGAUGUAUUGUUAUAAUAUAUGUAUAUCUUACCGAGUUGAGUUGCUACUUCUAUUUUGCUGCAUAGGGUUGUGAAAUCAAUAACAUUGGUUUUUUACGCUUCUGUGAAACAGAACUGUACCGACUGGAGCACUGUCCGUUACUGUAUUUUUUGUGAAUGUCAUGCGCCCUAGUGUUGAGAAUACAAUUUUUUGUAAAUGUCACGCGUCAUUGUGUUAAGAAUAUAAUUUUAAUAUAAUUCUAUCGUGCCAAUGGCUAAUAAUUAUUGCUACUCCCAUUUAUUUAUAAGACCUAAUAAUUAUGGAACGUGUUUUUUAUUUUUUAUACUUUCCUUUUGUUUUUUUUUGUACUUUUGUGUAAAACCGAACUGUACCAACUCCUGCACUUUCCUUCACUGCAUUUUUUGCAAAUGUCAUGCACCCUAGUGUUAAGCAUAUCAUUUGUAUGUAGGUAUUAAUUGUGUACUAAUAAUUAGUCCAAUUUAUUUUUAAGAAUUAAAACUAGUUUUGCACAGUAGGUACCUAAUGUUAAGAUUUGAGAUAUAUGGACUUUAGUUUCUUAUAAUUUCACUUGUCUUUUGUUUUUUUCUUAUAUGUUUGGUCAUUAAUAAUUUAAAAUUAAUUGUAAUUUGUUUUAAUGAAUCCUUAUUAUAUACUUUUCAAUAUUUUUUUUUUAAUAAAUUCAGUUGACAACUA
Molecule: messenger RNA, 2961 nt
Organism: Ceutorhynchus assimilis (cabbage seed weevil)
Lineage: Eukaryota; Metazoa; Arthropoda; Insecta; Coleoptera; Curculionidae
Source: the annotation of a GenBank genome assembly